Nelumbo nucifera (sacred lotus) is the source of this 5539-nucleotide messenger RNA. Its product is annotated as ferredoxin-dependent glutamate synthase, chloroplastic. The record is from RefSeq and is a predicted model, not a curated record. Lineage: Eukaryota; Viridiplantae; Streptophyta; Magnoliopsida; Proteales; Nelumbonaceae. Gene Ontology annotation, biological process: ammonia assimilation cycle. Gene Ontology annotation, molecular function: glutamate synthase activity.
UGGAUCGGAGCAGGCCAGUGGACUCUGUGCUUCUGAGACGAGGUAGACGCUAGAGGAGGUGUGUGCUUCCGGCCCUUGCUCUUUUAUCUUCACAUCCAUUUGUUCUCUUCUCCACACGAUCCUCUCCCUCUCCCUCUUUCAUUCUCUCUCUCUCUCUCUCUCUCUCUCUCUCUCUCUCUCUCUCUCUCUCUCUCCCUCUUUCUGGUGUUCCGUUUGGUGAUCAGCUAUGGCUCUUCAGUCCAUCGUACCCAUGCCACAACUUCUAUACUCUAAUGGCUUCUCAUCCAGCACUUCACUUUCAGCAACAAAGAGUUCAAUUUUCGACGCAAACAGAGGACUUCUCUUCGCAGACUUCAUCGGUCUGUGUUGUAAAUCGAAACGGACGAGACAGAGAAUCGGAAUCGGAGCAGUCCGGAGAGGUCGGGGGUCAUUGGGGAGGAGCUGGUCGUCGGUGAAAGCUGUUCUUGACGUCAAUCGUGUGGAUUUCGCUUCUAAGGAAUCUGACACAGUUCGACGUGCUGAAAACGAGGUUGCAAAUUUGAAUGAUAUCAUAUCUGAAAGAGGAGCAUGUGGAGUUGGGUUUAUUGCAAACUUGGAGAACAACGCAUCACAUGAGAUUAUCAAAGAUGCUCUUACAGCCCUUGGCUGUAUGGAACACCGUGGUGGCUGUGGAGCAGAUAAUGAUUCUGGUGAUGGUUCUGGAUUGAUGACUUCAAUUCCAUGGGAGCUAUUCAACAAUUGGGCAAAUAAACAAGGGAUUGCUUCUUUAGAUAAGUUGCACACUGGUGUGGGAAUGGUUUUUCUCCCCAAAGAUGAUGAUUCUAUGAAAGAAGCAAAAUCAGUUAUUGAAAAUACCUUCAAGCAAGAGGGCCUUGACGUUCUUGGAUGGAGACCUGUUCCUAUAAAUGUGGCAGUUGUUGGUUACUAUGCAAAAGAAACCAUGCCCAACAUACAGCAAGUAUUUGUGAAAAUUUCAAAUGAAGAAAACAUUGAUGACAUUGAAAGAGAGCUAUACAUCUGCCGGAAGUUGAUAGAAAGAGUAUCAAAGUUAGAGAAGUGGGGAGAUGAGCUAUAUUUCUGUUCUUUGUCCAAUCAAACUAUUGUUUACAAAGGAAUGCUUCGGUCAGAAGUUCUUGGGCAAUUUUAUUCUGACCUCCAGAGUGAUCUUUAUAAAUCUCCUUUUGCUAUCUAUCACAGAAGGUACAGCACAAAUACUAGUCCCAGGUGGCCACUGGCACAACCAAUGAGAUUGCUUGGUCAUAAUGGAGAAAUCAAUACUAUACAGGGGAACUUGAACUGGAUGCAGUCUCGAGAGACCUCACUCAAGUCUCCUGUUUGGCGUGGUCGUGAAGAUGAAAUUUGUCCUUAUGGAAACCCAAAGGCAUCUGAUUCAGCAAAUCUUGAUAGUGCAGCAGAGUUGUUGCUAAGAAGUGGCCGUAGUCCAGAGGAAGCUCUCAUGAUUCUUGUCCCAGAGGCAUACAAGAAUCAUCCAACUUUGAUGAUAAAAUAUCCUGAGGUGGUUGAUUUUUAUGAGUAUUACAAGGGUCAAAUGGAAGCUUGGGAUGGACCAGCUUUACUGUUAUUCAGUGAUGGAAAAACUGUUGGAGCUUGUCUUGAUCGGAAUGGCCUUCGUCCUGCUAGGUAUUGGAGGACAGUAGACAAUGUUGUCUAUGUUGCUUCCGAGGUUGGUGUCCUACCGAUGGAUGAAUCAAGGGUCACAAUGAAAGGCCGCCUAGGUCCAGGAAUGAUGAUAACUGCUGAUCUGCUAACUGGCCAGGUCUAUGAAAACACAGAUGUUAAAAAGCGGGUGGCCUUAUCAAAUCCAUAUGGCAAGUGGCUAAGUGAAAAUAUGCGAACUUUGAAGCCUGUGAACUUUCUUUCAGCAUCUGUUAUGGACAAAGAAAUCAUCUUAAGACACCAACAGGCAUUUGGCUAUUCAAGUGAGGACGUCCAGAUGGUUAUUGAAACCAUGGCUGCACAGGGGAAGGAACCUACCUUUUGCAUGGGGGAUGAUAUACCACUAGCUGCACUCUCUCAAAAGCCACACAUGCUUUUUGACUAUUUCAAGCAACGUUUUGCACAGGUUACAAACCCAGCUAUUGAUCCCCUUAGAGAAGGUCUAGUCAUGUCUCUUGAAGUCAAUAUUGGAAAGCGUGGAAAUAUCUUAGAGGUUGGACCAGAGAAUGCUUCCCAGGUUAUUCUAUCUAGUCCUGUGUUGAAUGAAGGGGAACUUGAGUUGUUGAUGGAGGAUCCUUACUUGAAGCCCCAAGUACUUCCGACAUUUUUUGAUAUUAGGAAAGGGUUAGAUGGUUCCCUGGAAAAGACAAUAAAGAAAUUGUGUGAAGAUGCUGAUGAAGCUGUUAGAAAUGGUUCACAACUUCUUAUUCUUUCUGACCGCUCUGAGGAGUUGGAACCAACACGACCUGCCAUUCCAAUACUUCUUGCUGUUGGUUCUGUUCACCAGCAUCUAAUUCAAAAUGGCUUGCGGAUGUCGGCUUCCAUUGUAGCUGAUACUGCUCAAUGCUUCAGCACGCAUCAGUUUGCAUGUUUAAUUGGAUAUGGUGCAAGUGCUGUAUGUCCAUACUUGGCAUUGGAGACAUGCCGCCAGUGGCGUCUGAGCACCAAAACUGUGAACUUGAUGCGGAAUGGAAAGAUGCCUACUGUUACAAUGGAACAGGCUCAAAGGAACUUUUGCAAGGCAGUCAAAUCUGGUCUUCUCAAGAUUCUUUCAAAGAUGGGCAUAUCAUUGCUUUCUAGUUAUUGUGGGGCACAGAUAUUUGAGAUUUAUGGGCUAGGUAAAGAUAUUGUUGAUCUUGCAUUUUGUGGAAGUGUGUCAAACAUUGGUGGCCUAACUCUCGAUGAGUUGGCAAGGGAAACUUUAUCUUUCUGGGUGAAGGCUUUCUCAGAGGACACAGCUAAGAGACUAGAAAAUUUUGGGUUUAUACAAUUCAGACCAGGAGGGGAAUAUCAUGGGAAUAACCCAGAGAUGUCAAAGUUACUUCAUAAAGCAGUUCGCCAAAAGAAUGAAAGUGUCUAUUCCAUUUAUCAGCAGCACCUGGCUAACAGACCUGUGAAUGUUCUUCGAGAUCUUCUUGAAUUUAAAAGUGACCGGCCCCCAAUUCCAGUUGGAAAGGUUGAAUCUGCAGCUUCUAUUGUCCAGCGCUUCUGCACUGGUGGGAUGUCACUCGGAGCAAUUUCCAGAGAAACUCAUGAAGCAAUUGCAAUUGCAAUGAAUAGACUAGGUGGAAAAUCUAACUCAGGAGAAGGUGGUGAGGAUCCUAUUCGUUGGAGCCCACUUACAGAUGUUGUAGAUGGUUACUCUCCAACGCUUCCACAUCUCAAAGGUCUUCAAAAUGGGGAUACUGCUACUAGUGCAAUUAAACAGGUUGCUUCUGGACGCUUUGGUGUUACCCCCACAUUCUUGGUCAAUGCUGAUCAGUUGGAAAUCAAAAUUGCACAAGGAGCAAAGCCUGGAGAGGGUGGUCAAUUGCCUGGAAAAAAAGUCAGUGCUUAUAUAGCAAGAUUGAGGAAUUCUAAACCUGGGGUUCCACUUAUAUCUCCACCUCCACACCAUGACAUUUAUUCAAUUGAAGAUCUUGCUCAGUUAAUAUAUGACCUUCAUCAGGUAAAUCCUAAGGCAAAGGUAUCUGUAAAGCUGGUGGCAGAAGCUGGAAUUGGCACUGUCGCCUCUGGUGUUGCAAAGGGUAAUGCUGAUAUAAUACAGAUAUCAGGGCAUGACGGGGGAACCGGGGCUAGUCCAAUAAGUUCUAUUAAGCAUGCUGGUGGUCCUUGGGAACUUGGACUUACAGAAACACACCAGACUCUUAUUGAAAACGGGCUUAGGGAAAGGGUUAUUCUAAGAGUUGAUGGUGGCUUCAAAAGCGGGGUUGAUGUCUUAAUGGCUGCAGCCAUGGGUGCUGAUGAAUAUGGAUUUGGUUCUGUGGCAAUGAUUGCUACCGGAUGUGUAAUGGCGCGCAUAUGCCACACUAAUAACUGCCCUGUUGGAGUAGCGAGUCAGAGAGAAGAACUCCGUGCUCGUUUCCCUGGUGUGCCUGGUGAUCUGGUCAAUUACUUUAUGUAUGUUGCUGAGGAGGUCAGAGGCAUCUUGGCGCAACUGGGCUAUGAGAAAAUGGAUGAUAUAAUUGGACGAACUGAUAUAUUAAGACCACGGAAUAUAUCACUAGUGAAAACUCAACAUCUUGACCUCAGUUACAUUCUCUCUAGUGUAGGUCUUCCAAAGUUGAGCAGCACUAAAAUCAGGAAUCAAGAUGUUCACACUAAUGGGCCUGUUCUAGAUGAUGUUAUACUUUCAGAUCCAGAGAUAUCUGAUGCAAUUGAAAAUGAGAAAGUAGUUAAUAAAACCAUAAAGAUCUACAAUGUUGACCGUGCUGUUUGCGGUCGUAUAGCUGGUGUGGUUGCAAAGAAAUAUGGGGAUACAGGAUUUGCUGGACAGUUGAACAUAACAUUUACAGGAAGUGCUGGGCAAUCAUUUGCAUGUUUUUUGACUCCUGGGAUGAACAUUCGACUGAUUGGAGAGGCUAACGACUAUGUCGGCAAGAGUAUGGCUGGUGGUGAGUUGGUUGUAACUCCUGUUGAAAAUACUGGGUUCUGCCCUGAGGAUGCAACUAUAGUAGGAAACACCUGCCUAUACGGAGCAACCGGUGGUCAAGUUUUUGUUAGAGGAAAAGCUGGGGAACGUUUUGCUGUGAGGAACUCUCUUGCUCAAGCUGUGGUAGAGGGGACUGGAGAUCAUUGUUGUGAGUACAUGACAGGAGGUUGUGUGGUUGUGCUUGGAAAAGUGGGUCGGAAUGUAGCUGCUGGAAUGACUGGGGGUUUGGCAUACAUUCUUGAUGAAGAUGAUACACUCAUACCCAAGGUAAAUAAGGAAAUUGUGAAGAUUCAGAGAGUGAAUGCCCCUGCAGGGCAGAUCCAGCUAAAAAGCCUCAUAGAAGCACAUGUUGAAAAAACUGGAAGCAACAAAGGCUCUGCCAUUCUGAAAGACUGGGAAGCAUAUUUGCCGCUCUUUUGGCAGCUGGUUCCACCUAGUGAAGAAGACACACCGGAAGCUUGUGCAGAUUUUGAAAGAAUAUCACCUGGACAGGUGACAUUGCAGAAAGCUUAGGACAGUGAUACAUGCAUUGAGGUGAAGGUGCCACCUUCAAAAUAAAUACAGGCAAAUCCAGAGCAGUAUCUAACAUUUGUAGGCAGAGAUAGGAAGUUGAAUUCUUCAAAAUAAAUAGUUGCACAAGGCAUGAGGAUCUCAAAAAUGCUUAGAAUCACCAUUUUAUGUCCUGUAAAUAGAAGGUGCCACAACAAGCAGUUGGAGGCCUUGGGUUUUACAGAGGAAGCAUUCAUCCUUCCUAGCAUGGUAGGGCUGUUGUAAAAUGAAUGCCACUAUACUAUCGGAACUGUAAGCUAAGGCAUUUAGAUAUGUCAAAAAAUUAUCUUUUUUGGAUGGCCAAUGGCCACAAUUAUUUGUCUGUAAUUUAAACAGAGACAAUAUCAUGCAAUAGAAAUUUCUCGUUUUCACAUUAAAACA